Messenger RNA from Varanus komodoensis (Komodo dragon), 7315 nucleotides. RefSeq names its product protein phosphatase 3 catalytic subunit gamma (gene PPP3CC). Gene Ontology annotation, cellular component: calcineurin complex; cytoplasm. The record is from RefSeq and is a predicted model, not a curated record. Gene Ontology annotation, molecular function: calmodulin-dependent protein phosphatase activity; calmodulin binding. Gene Ontology annotation, biological process: calcineurin-mediated signaling. NCBI's taxonomy places the organism in Eukaryota, Metazoa, Chordata, Lepidosauria, Squamata, Varanidae.
GGAGCGGCGAGAAGAGGGUGGUUGCCAGCGCCUGCGCCGUAGGAAGAAAAGAGAAGGCGGCCUUGACAGCUUGUGCCUGGCGUGCCGUAGAAGCGGGGGGAAGCGAGUAGCGACGCUGGCGCAUGCGUGAUAGCGGGCAGGCGCGGGGGGCGCGGGUGGAGAGAGCCGCCGCCGCCGCCGCCUGGGCGCUGAGAGGAUUCCCCAGUUUCUGCGCCGCCGCCGCUUCCCCCCUGCCGCCGCCGCCGCCGCCUGGGCCUGCUUAGCCGCCGCUGUCGUUGGAGUCCCGGCCCCUCCCGUGGGGAGGCAGGAAGGUCCCGGGAGCCGACGGGACAGGAGGGACCAUGUCCGGGCGCGCCCAGAGCGGCAAGCUGUCCACGACGGAGCGCAUCGUGAAGGCGGUCCCUUUCCCCCCUACACAGCGGCUAACUCUGAAAGAGGUUUUUGAGGAUGGGAAGCCCAGGUUGGAGAUCUUAAAGAACCACUUAGUGAAAGAAGGGCGCCUGGAAGAGGAUGCCGCACUGAAGAUAAUAAAUGAUGGAGCUGCGAUUCUGAGGCAUGAGAAGACCAUGAUUGAAGUCGAGGCUCCAAUCACAGUGUGUGGUGACAUCCAUGGGCAGUUCUUUGACCUGAUGAAGUUGUUUGAAGUUGGAGGAUCACCCAAUAACACUCGCUACCUCUUCCUGGGAGACUAUGUGGACAGAGGCUACUUCAGUAUAGAGUGUGUGCUGUAUUUAUGGAGUUUAAAGAUCAACCAUCCCAAAACCCUUUUCCUGCUCCGAGGGAAUCACGAGUGCAGGCACCUCACGGAAUACUUCACCUUCAAACAGGAGUGUCGAAUCAAGUACUCGGAACGGGUGUAUGAUGCAUGCAUGGAUACCUUUGACUGUCUUCCUCUUGCUGCCCUUUUGAACCAGCAGUUCCUGUGUGUACAUGGAGGGCUGUCUCCUGAAAUCACAUGUCUAGAUGACAUUAGGAAAUUAGACAGGUUUAAGGAACCUCCAGCCUUUGGUCCAAUGUGUGACCUACUGUGGUCUGACCCAUCAGAAGAUUAUGGCAAUGAGAAGACACUGGAACAUUUUACCCACAACACUGUUCGAGGUUGCUCCUAUUUCUACAGUUACCCUGCAAUCUGUGAAUUUUUGCAAAACAAUAAUUUGUUAUCUGUGAUCCGAGCACAUGAAGCCCAAGAUGCCGGGUACCGAAUGUACAGAAAGAGCCAGACUACAGGUUUUCCAUCACUAAUCACAAUCUUUUCUGCACCAAAUUAUCUAGAUGUGUAUAACAACAAAGCUGCUGUGCUGAAAUACGAAAACAAUGUCAUGAACAUCAGGCAGUUCAACUGUUCUCCACACCCCUACUGGCUUCCAAAUUUCAUGGAUGUUUUCACGUGGUCUCUGCCUUUUGUAGGGGAAAAGGUUACAGAGAUGCUGGUGAACAUCCUCAACAUCUGCUCUGACGAUGAGCUCAUUUCAGAUGGAGAUGAAACAUUGGACGAUAACUACAUUUCAAGCUAUCCGAAAGGAGGCACAAAUGCCCGUAAAGAGAUCAUCAGGAAUAAGAUCAGGGCCAUUGGGAAGAUGGCACGCGUCUUUUCAGUUCUGCGAGAGGAGAGUGAGAGCGUGCUAACGCUCAAAGGCCUGACUCCCACAGGUACUCUGCCCCUGGGAGUCCUCUCGGGGGGGAAGCAGACUCUACAGACUGCUACAGUAGAAGCGGUAGAGGCACGGGAAGCCAUCCGUGGAUUCUCACCACAGCACAAGAUCCGCAGCUUCGAAGAAGCCAGGGGGCUGGACCGCGUUAAUGAGCGCAUGCCACCACGCAAAGAUUCAAAGCACCCCGAUGGGCCGGUGAACUUAACCUCAACAAACUCUGCGGAAAAGAACGGGACAGGGAAGAAAGCCCAGUAACAGUUCGAGCCGCCCAGUCUGUAUCACUAAAGGAUCCAAAACUUAACGAAUUCUAUUUAUUUAUUAUGAAGUCGGGGGGGAGGGGGGAUGAAACCAACUUAGCCUGGAGGCACAUCCAUAAUCCAGUUUGCAUCCAUUCUGUAAGAGAGGUGACCAUUUUGUAAGUUUUUUAAAUUUUAUGUUCAAUAUAUGAAAUGUCAUCUUUUUUUAAUUUAGGAAUGGGUCUAAAUACUAGUGCUUAUAUAAAGUGUUGUUCUGUACAGAUGGCCAAUCCCUUCCAAGAGGGAAGGAGCCUGUGUUGGGGGAAGGAAGCCGAAGCAGCCCAGGCGACUCUCCGCUCUGAGUCAUGGGAACUGUUUAGGCCAUCCUCGUUUCAAAAAGUGGCAUCUUUGAUUUGAAAGCAACCUCCUCCUCCUCCCCCCCUCCUCCUCCCCCACCCCAGCUUUUGCUGUUUUAUCUUCUAUUCCUUACAGCAUCUGAUGCUCCAGCAGCUGACUUCCAUUAAAGGCACGUUGCACAGGGCAGUUGGUCAACUCUCCUUUUUGGGACCCCGUGUCAGAGGCAGAUGUUUGAAUUCAGCUCCAGACAAGUUGCUGGAACUGGGGAAUGAUGCGCGCUCUUCUCCCCUCUCUGCCACCUCAAAUGUUCCCAUUGCUUUUUCCUUCAGGAAUCCAGUUUCAGUGGAGUAAUAAAAAUCUCUUGGAAUAAACCAAUAGGUGGGCUUUGAUGAAUGUGAUCCCGUGGUCUCCAUUCAUCUGAAAGUAUCUCUCUCUUGAGUCCACCCGGCUGACUGCUCGCAUAUUCCAAGAACAUAACCAGACACUCAUCGGCAUCACACAGGUGGAAUUUACGCUGGCUUCUCUGACACAAAAACAGCCGCCACAGAUUGCCACAGAGUCACGAUUUUAAUGUGAAAAGCUGUAUGAGAUUAAUGCUUUGGGAAAGAGGCCCUUGCGCUUCUUCCCACCUUCUGCUCUUCCCAUGCUCUGCACCAGAACGGCUCCACGGCGUGAGCCCCAGCACGAAAUAUCUAUGCGAUUUGGCCUCCUGCGUUCCCAGUUAAGUAUGUAUUAGCAUUGCUAGUGAUGUGGGGAAUAUGAGCUGUAGGAAGAAGCUGUUGUUUUGAGUGAGUCCUGUGCCAAUAGAGCUGCUCUCCCUUGUCCGGAUCAUGCCACAUGCAUCGCCCAGCCUUGGGGCAUCAUACGCCUAUGGCUAGGAGGGGAACCCACUUAGGCUGUGAAUGGGAGCUGGGCUGGGGUCAGCAAGUCAGACGGGCCCCCACAGUUUGGCUUCCGCAUGCAACCAGCGACGCUUUUUCAGGAUGAAUAUAAAAGGCUUCUUAGUAACCUCAAAGACACACUCAGUCUGGGCUACUGACUCCUGCUUGCCUCAUCCUUGGAAUAAGCUGCCUUUCAUAAGACUCUGGAGUCGCCCAGCAAGCUUGGGCUGAAUUCCCGCCAUCAAAGCCCCUUCCAUCAGCAUUGGCUUAAGGGUCUGGGUGUCUGCAGUCCUGCCGUGCUCUCCUCAUCUCCCUGGGGCUGAACCUGGAGAGGCAGCCCAGCUGUUCUGCUCUGCAGCAGGAGCCCCUGCUGUUUGCUUCUCUCUCCUCUCUCACCACCCCUGUCUUGCAAAAGUGACAGCUGUGGCUUGCUUUGCCCUGUACGUGGAGAGGGUGUUUGUGGACAGGCAGAUCCCUUAAUGCUCAGUGGAUGCGUGCCUGGAAGUCUUUUUAGGCCAGCGCUCCUGGCACGCGUCCACUGUGUGUUCAGGAAUGUCCACCUGCUUUUUACCUUUUGUGUUUACCGCGGGAAAUGCUGGGGUGCCCACGGCCCGCACAGGUGAUAAGUAACUCAGCGGUGGGCUGCAGCGGCUCCGAGUUUUCAGUCUUGCAUCUGGCAAAGCAAAGCUUGCCUGCUCCUCAAAGAAAAGACCUGGAAGAGUAAUGAAGACCCGAUUGCUCUGUUGAUGGAAAAUCUCUAUCUUGAUGUGUGGCGAGAAUUUUUAACCCCACUGUGGGCUUUGCAGAUUCAGGAAACUCGCUUACUAUAGGCUGAAAUGAGAGCCCUCAGUUGGUCUUGGGGUAAUUUCUGAGAGGCAGCGGUGAUGUGCCCAUUCUAUAAUGAGGGCAGGUACCUUUUUUUCAGCAAGAAAGUUACAGGUGUAUGGAUGCUGCAGGUGGGAAGUUAGAGGGGUGAAGCUUAGAAAUGCUGCGAUGACCAGCGUUCUGACCAUUCUGUUCUUUCUAAAUUCAUGAGCGAGUGGGCACGGAGAAUCCUCUGAAGAGUUGAGAGGGAAUUCAGAAGUAGAAGCAGGGGUUGCUCGGCAGCUGAAGCCGAGAGAUGGUAUUCACGACGAGCUCCUUGACGUGACCGAGCAAAUGUGUUCCGCGUUGUAGAAGCGACCCUUGUGUCUGCAGUAAUGAGUCUGCAGAGUGCUCCUUAUUCUAACUGUGAUGCAAAACAGGCAAUGGUGGUGGUGGUGGUGUUUUUAAUCCAAACUUGGUCAUUUGUUGGAAAGAGGUACAGAUGCCCUUUCCUUGGAAUUACCUCACUUAGUUCAGCCAUUGCGGGCUCUGGUUAUGGUUUGCUUGAACCAGUCUUCCACAGGUAGCUCCUCCUCGCAUGCUCUUCGGUCUUAGUUCGAUGGCUCAAUCAGGCAGCACAAAACUGUCCUCCGUAAAGCUGGCUAUUCAUCUCCCUGCAGCUGUCCUCUUCUCGCUGUGGAGGUUAGACUUUUCCUCGGUAGAGAGAGCGCUGUCUGGAAUUCCGACAUGGGUUGGUUUGACCACAUUUCAGAGCAGAGGCAGUGUGGGGGCUCAUGUACUCAUUGCCACCCUUUUUGCACAAGCUGUAGCCUUUCGCUAGGCUGAUAGACAGUCCGGUCUUGGAUGGAGGGUCUCCAAUUGGAGAGACAUCAACUUUUACGGAGCAGAGGGAACUCUCCCUUCGUUGCAUCUUGUUUGGGUGGCAAGUCUGUAAGCUCUGUGCUUGCCCUCCUGAUGUUCUGGGAAUGCAUAAAAAUGUUCACCAGGGUUGUUGGGCUUCCUUGUGCAUUUGCAUAACAUGCAAAUGCUGGAACUCCUGGGUGUGGGAGGAGCUCCAAGUAUGUAUGGAAGCCAAGCCAUGUGUUGGGCAGAAAUCUUUAGAUAACCCAAAGAGCCACAUAGAAGCCACUGUGGGGCCUGUGGCAACCAUAUCACCUGAAUCCAUACAGUUCUGAAUCCUCUUGUGUCUGUUUUUUGUUUUAGUGUAAGGAAGAUACGGUCAACUUCUCCCUGCUCAUCACUUUCUGGAAAUGUUGAUUCUUGGCAAUGGUGUACAUACCCCUCUUUGCCUACCAGGUGGUUGAAACUUUAUACAUGGCCUACAUUUUUAUUUAAACAGAAAAUACAUUUGGGCCCUGAAAUGCCAUGCUUCUGGCUCACCCUUGCAGACUAGCGAGGCACAUCCUACAUUUCUUUGUCCCACACUUGGCUUUCUCUCCUCUCAAGCAGAAUGGUGUUCUCAAAGCCACUACUGCUUGCUAACUAUCAGAGUUUUCCAGGUGUGGCGGUCUUUGCCCUGUGGAUCUAGGAGGAUUCCUCCACCUGGUCUUCCGCAUACUUGGAUUGCAUCACACUGGAGAGACGGGGGUGCCUGAAAUGGUAGUGCCAAGCUGCCCUGUGUUCUAGUACAGAGAUGCCCCUGGAUCUGCUGGGGCAGCUGUUCAACGGAGGUGUCACCGCUGGGAUGGGAGGGACGCCUUUUCUCCCACAGUAAAGCCCUUUACUCUGGGCUCUUCUCCUUGGCUCUUCCCCUUCACUCAGACACCCUGAAGGAGAAAAAGAUCCCGUGUUUCACUUAGGAAGUCUGUAUAAAUCACAGGUCGUCAGGCCAAGCCUCAGUUCUGGUUGCUGAGGGACCGCUGGAGCUGGAAUGGCUUGUUUUCUUGGCACAGCAUGCCGUGUUCUGGAGCAAGGGGGGUGGGGAAUGAGCAUUGACACCGUUUGGGGGAGUGCGGGUGUUAAUCCCCCCUCUUAGCUAAUGCUUCUUCUGUAGGACUUGCUCCGCUGCCUUUCCCUGCUUUCACUGUAAGAGUGAAACUCCUGGUGCUCAGAAGGCAGAAGCACGCAAUAAUGGGUCAGCCCUGCUCCUGGAGAGGAGCGAACUCUUAGUAGCUACAGUCCGGCUUCCUCUUCAUCAUUUUGCCAUCUUAGCGAACAGUUGGAAGCCAGUGUCCGGCAUUCGGCACAGAGGCCUUAUGCUGGCCUGCUUUCCUUCUGGCCUGGGGAAGAGACGCCUCCCAGUCCUGAAAUGCCAUUGGCACCAGUUUGCUGAAGGCCAAUGUGGCACUUUUUGGCCUCCUGACCAGAAUUCUGAAGCUGGGAGAGAAACCGGGUAUGUGUAACUCAGCUGCCUGGAUCUCUUAACCGCGGUUACGGGGUGGGGAGUGGAGUGUCUGCUCACAGAGCGGCCCUCAAAGCGAAUGGCAGCCAAGAUCCAGCGCUGCAAAAGGAGCAUCCGCUAUCCACCUUUAAAAGUGACUUCCCAGGUGUGGCAUGAGAGUGAUGCUGUCCCAUCCUAGACCUAUAAAGGGGGAGAACUCGAUGUGCUUGGUUUGGUCGUGUGGGUGGGUGGGAUUAAAUAGAGCUGUCUGCCCCAUCCUGCCUGCCUUGGAGCUGUGAAUGCUUGAUGAGGUUAGCUUCGUUUCUACUCCUCUUCCCUCCCCUCCCCUCCCCUCCCCUCUCCUCCAUUGUGGUGGUGUUGGCUUUUAAUGUCAGAGACAAUCUUGAGCAAUGAAAGCAGCAAAAACUUUUAAAAAUUAAAAGCCAGGAAAACCGCCUUCCAGUCUGCUGGAUUCCAGAGUAUUAAUGGCUGUGUGCACUGCCCCCUUAACUGUGAGGUUGCCUAAAAGCAGCCUUUUCAUUUUUCUUUUUAACUCUUAUCUUGCAUGAUAGAAAGCAAGGUGCAUGUGAAAAGGAGGGGAGUCCACAAUGGGGUCUUCCAAACUUCAGGAACAAAGGUGCUUUCACCUCCUUAAAGAGAACCUGUCCUUCCACAGCCCAUUCACCUCUCCCUGAGUUAGCUAAUCUAGCUCAAUUCUGCAGUCAGUUCCGGGGCACCCUGCCAGCUUUGCUCAUGCCAAACAAGGUGGAAUCGCAAACCCCUGGGGCUGUGAGCUGAGGACCGAGGUUCUUGAUUCUGAAGUGAUGUUUGCCCAUUGCCUGGAGACUGCCUCCUUUCUUUUUCUUGCUCUUUUUUCAGUUAUGUUUAAAGGAGAAUGGUGAACAAUGUUAUUUAUUGGCAGAAAUUAUUUAAUAUAAUUUCUCUUUUGUGAACAAGGAAUGAAUUUGUUAGAACUGUCUUAAUGUAAAUUGGAAAGUCAUCUUUAAGAGAAAAAAACGUUAAAAUUAAAUGACAGUUGUUUGG